Messenger RNA from Entelurus aequoreus (snake pipefish), 2584 nucleotides. It is a transcript of the gene bop1, whose product is annotated as BOP1 ribosomal biogenesis factor. Lineage: Eukaryota; Metazoa; Chordata; Actinopteri; Syngnathiformes; Syngnathidae. Gene Ontology annotation, cellular component: preribosome, large subunit precursor; PeBoW complex. The transcript is spliced from 16 exons. The coding region runs from base 34 to 2385 and encodes 783 amino acids. Gene Ontology annotation, biological process: maturation of LSU-rRNA from tricistronic rRNA transcript (SSU-rRNA, 5.8S rRNA, LSU-rRNA); ribosome biogenesis. Gene Ontology annotation, molecular function: ribonucleoprotein complex binding; protein binding. The record is from RefSeq and is a predicted model, not a curated record.
GAAGAAGAAGUUGUUUCUCCCUCGGAACGUGGGAUGGAGGACAGCAGUGAGACGGGAAAUAUGCGGACAAGUAGAAGUGGGAUGGAGGACAGCAGUGAGACGGAAAAGAGGCGGACAAGUGCAAGGAUGAAGAAGAUGAGCAAAGUGUCGGGAAUGACAGAAGAGAAAGAGAGGAGAAUGAAGCGGAGUCUCGAGCAAGAAGAACCAGACGAGAUGUUGAGCAUCAACAGUAAGCUGUGUGACAAAGAAGGGUCAGAAAGCGAGGAGAGUGUUUACUCGGGACUCGAGGAUUCAGGAAGCGAUAGUGAUGAGGAUGAUGGCGUACACAACGAUGAUGAUGAUGAAAAUAGUGGUGAUGAUGAUGGAGUACACAACCAUGAUGAUGAAGCACAACAACAAGGAGUACACAACCAUGAUGAUGAAGCACAACAACAAGGAGUACACAACCAUGAUGAUGAAGCACAACAGGACUACAAGUUGAAUGGCGGGAAGAAAGAAGAAUAUGAGCACGACUCAUCAGACGAAGAAGAUAUCAGGAACACGGUGGGGAACAUACCGAUGGAAUGGUACAAGGACUUCCCUCACGUUGGCUACAACUUGGACGGGAAGAAGAUCUACAAGCCCAUCAGAAACAAGGACGAGCUGGACGAGUUCUUGGAAAAGAUGGAGAACCCCGACUACUGGAGAACGGUGACCGACAAGCAGACGGCCAGUGACAUCGUCUUGUCCGACGAGCAGGUGGAGCUGGUGAAGCGCCUGCAGAAAGGACAGUUUGGAGAUGUCAACUUCCAGGAGCACCAGCCUUCGGUGGACUUCUUCACUGGAGACGUGAUGCUGCACCCGGUCACCAACAGACCAGCUGACAAGCGCAGCUUCAUCCCGUCCCUCAUUGAGAAGGAGAAGGUCUCCAAACUAGUCCACGCCAUAAAGAUGGGCUGGAUCAAGCCUCGCCGGGCGCAGGAUGACAGCAGGGGGCGCUACUAUGACCUGUGGGGCAACGAGGACUCGUCUCUCCUGGCUAAGCAUAAAAUGCACCUGCCUGCCCCUAAGACCCUCCUCCCUGGUCACCAGGAGUCCUACAACCCCCCACCAGAGUACCUGUUCACCCAGGAGGAGCAAGCUCUGUGGGAGCAGCAGGAUCCUUCAGACAGGAAGUUGCCCUUUGUCCCCAGGAAGUUCUCCAGCCUGCGUCAGGUUCCCGCCUUUCCUCGUUUCAUCCAUGAGAGAUUCGAGCGUUGCCUCGACCUUUACCUGUGCCCUCGCCAGAGAAAGAUGAGGGUUAAUGUGGAUCCUGAAGAUCUGAUUCCAAAGCUUCCUAAACCUAAAGACCUGCAGCCUUUCCCUACUACACAGUCACUGGUUUAUAAGGGUCACAGCAGUUUGGUGCGGUCCAUCAGUGUUUCUCCAUCAGGACAGUGGCUUGCUUCAGGAAGUGACGACUGCUGCGUCCGGCUGUGGGAGGUGUGUUCAUCUCGCUGUGUGAAGGUAGUCCAGGUGGGCGGAGCCGUGAAGAGCGUGUGCUGGAAUCCAAACCCGUCCGUCUGUCUCCUCGCCGUGGCCCUGGAGUCGCUGGUGUUGAUCAUGUCGCCCUCCUUGGCGGACAGAGAGGUGGCCUUGAGCUCGGAACGUCUCCUCGCUGCUCCGCAGGAGGCGGAGCCUGCAGAGGCGGUGGGGCCGGUGACCUGGGUGGAAUGUGAGCGGGAGGAGCAGAACCACAGCAUCCGCCUGAAGAUCCAACAUCCCAAACCUGUGCGACAGGUGGUGUGGCACGCCAAGGGAGACUACCUGGCCUCGCUGAUGCCCGACCACUCCAGCCAUCAGCAGGUCUUCAUCCACCAGCUGAGCAGGAGGCGGAGUCAGAACCCCUUCAGGCGCAACAAGGGUCUGGUACAGAGCGUGUGUUUCCACCCCAUCCGGCCUUACUUCUUUGUGGCCACCCAGCGCUCGGUCAGGAUCUACAACCUGGUCAAGCAGGACCUGACCAAGAAACUCCAGGCCAACUCCAAGUGGAUCUCCAGCAUGGCUGUCCACCCUGGAGGUGAUCAUGUGAUCUGUGGCAGCUAUGACUGCCGACUCAGCUGGUUUGACCUUGACCUCUCAACCAAACCCUACAAGAUGUUAAGACACCAUAAGAAGGCAGUGAGGGGCGUGGCCUAUCAUAGACUUUACCCGCUGUUUGCUUCAGCGUCUGACGAUGGCUCAGUCAUAGUCUGCCAUGGCACCGUAUACAAUGACCUGCUGCAGAAUCCACUCAUUGUUCCAGUGAAGGUGCUAAGAGGUCAUGUGACCACUCAUGACCUCGGUGUCCUGGAUGUGACCUUUCACCCCACACAGCCUUGGGUCUUCUCGUCUGGUGCCGACGCUACCAUCAGACUUUUUACCUAGACUACCACCCCACUUGUCACCUAGACUACCAUCAGACUUUUUACCUAGACUACCACCCCACUUGUCACCUAGACUACCAUCAGACUUUUUACCUAGACUACCACCCCACUUGUCACCUAGACUACCAUCAGACUUUUUACCUAGACUACCACCCCACUUGUCACCUAGACUACCAUCAGACUUUUUACCUAGACUACCA